Messenger RNA from Aspergillus ochraceoroseus IBT 24754, 813 nucleotides. RefSeq lists its product as uncharacterized. The record is from RefSeq and is a predicted model, not a curated record. The coding region runs from base 1 to 813 and encodes 270 amino acids. The transcript has 2 exons. Lineage: Eukaryota; Fungi; Ascomycota; Eurotiomycetes; Eurotiales; Aspergillaceae.
AUGAACUCCAUCUCACGCUCGUUGUCGACCUUUCUCUACCUAACUCUCGCUUUUUCCACCUUCGCUCACGCCGUCACCCUCCUCCCUUCCGCCGCAUCCGAUACUUUCCCGGAGUGUGGCUUGACCUGCACCACCUUCACGGAGGCCGAGACAGGAUGCGUCCCUCCCGCCGCCCCAGUCACCAACCAAGCGACCUAUGUUUCUUGCUUCUGCCAGUCGUCCCUGCUCACCACCUUCCGUUCCAGCGCUGAUGGCACCUGCGACACUACUUGCACGAAGGAAUCCGAUCGUAAGCUGCUACAGGAGUGGUACCUCAACUACUGCAAGACGGACGGCAGCUCGUCGGAUUCGUCCUCUACCACCAGUAAAAGUAGUGCCAAUUCAAGUUCCAACUCGACCUCUGCCGCCAGCACAGCGGAUGCGUCUACCGUUCCGAAAACCUGGUGGGAUGGCCAUUACCAAUGGAUAAUCAUGGUCAUUAUUCUUGCCAUCGGAUUCACUGCCAUCGCCGUUCUCGGAGUCUGGCUCAAACGCCGCCACGACGCCAAAUACCCCAAUCUCUACCACGCUGCCGCUUCGGGCGCAAGCAGUAGCAGCGUCUUCGCCAACCGAAAUCACGACUCCUCUGCCCCCGGUCCCGUGCCAGCUGCCGUCGCGGCCAAUCAACAGGAGCCCGCGAAUACGGAUUCCAUCGCUAGCAGCUCCCGAACGAUUGUUGCCAUGCCCAAGAUCCGAUCGAUUCGGGAGCCGUCGCGACUCCAGAAGACACCCCCGGAAGAGGACGAAAUUGAAGUGACAGAGGUUCCGCGAUGA